Messenger RNA from Poecile atricapillus (Black-capped chickadee), 1985 nucleotides. RefSeq names its product asparagine synthetase domain containing 1 (gene ASNSD1). Gene Ontology annotation, molecular function: asparagine synthase (glutamine-hydrolyzing) activity. The coding region runs from base 1 to 1917 and encodes 638 amino acids. The record is from RefSeq and is a predicted model, not a curated record. The transcript is spliced from 3 exons. NCBI's taxonomy places the organism in Eukaryota, Metazoa, Chordata, Aves, Passeriformes, Paridae.
AUGUGUGGUAUUUGCUGUGUUGUUACCUUGUGCAGCCAGCAUGCGAUUCAUGAUUUCCUCAGUGAAAAUAUCCUCUGCCUUCUGAGAAGAAGAGGACCAGACAGUAGCCAACAGUUGAUAAAAACUGUGUCUGAUUUCUCUUAUGAAUGUCUGUUUUCAGGCCACGUACUUCACUUGAGGGGGCUGCUGACUCCUCAGCCUCUGGAAGAUGCCAAUAACAAUAUUUUUCUUUGGAAUGGAGAAAUUUUCAGUGGAAUUCAUGUAGGAAAUCUAGAGAAUGAUACUGAAGUAAUAUUUCAUCGUCUGGCUUCAUGCAGCAGUGAAACGGACAUUUUGUCACUCUUCUCAUCACUUCAGGGUCCCUGGUCUUUUAUCUAUUAUGAAGCACCCAGACACAGUUUAUGGUUUGGCAGAGAUUACUUUGGUCGUCGUAGUUUGCUUUGGCAGUUCAGUAAUGAGGUUGACAGCGCUUUCUGUCUCACAUCUGUAAGUGGUUGUUCUGAAUCAGGCAACCAAUGGCAAGAAGUCCCAGCAUCUGGAAUUUUCAAAAUUGAUCUCAAGGCUUGUGCAACAAGUAAAUCUUUGUCUUUAACAUUGUUUCCAUGGAAGUACAGCUGCAGAGAGAAAGCAGUAGAAGAAACAUGCAUUGAUCAAGUGUCAAAAGACUUACCAAAUCACGUACGUCUUGUGCUGAAUGAAUCAAAGCUGUGUCUUGGAGCACCAGUUAUCCCUUUAAAUAAAGUAGUUUCUAAAUCUUCAGGUGCAUGUCCGGGCUAUAGUUUUAGCAACAUUAACUGUGUGGUUUCUGUAGAAACCCUUCAAGAAUUUCUUGCAGAGGAACACAAGAAAAAAUUAGUAUGUCGAUUUAUUGAUGUUUUAAAUGAAGCAGUCAAGAGACGAGUCCUGUGUCUCUUUAGAGAUCCAGAUCAGAAAACAAGAGCAGUUCCAAGCAUGUCUCGUAAGAAAGCACAUGUUGCGGUGCUCUUUUCUGGUGGCAUUGAUUCCAUGGUUAUUGCAGCCCUGGCUGAUAAACAUGUGCCUUUGGAGGAGCCAGUUGAUCUUCUCAAUGUAGCUUUCAUGAUGAAAGAGCAAGCUAAGCACAGGGCUACCACUAAAAGACAUACCAGCCAUGAAGUACAGCUCGAUUUGCUUUGUCCUCAAGAGAGUUGUCAAGAUCUUGAUGCUGACGCUGGUACUCAUUUUUCUUGCUUUGAUGUUCCUGAUAGAAUCACUGGUAGGGCAGGACUGAAGGAAUUAGAAGCCAUUAACCCUUCAAGAACCUGGAACUUUGUGGAAAUUAAUGUUACACUAGAGGAAUUGAAAAAAAUGAGAAAACAGCGUAUUAAUUACUUAAUCUAUCCACUGGAUACAGUCCUAGAUGACAGUAUUGGCUGUGCAAUUUGGUUUGCUGCCAGAGGAGAGGGUUUCAUUAGUAACCAAGGAGAACUGAAACCAUAUAAAAGUCCUGCAAAGGUUGUGCUUACAGGAAUUGGAGCUGAUGAGCAGCUUGCUGGGUAUGCUCGACAUCGUGUGUGUUUCAGAAAAGAUGGCUUAGAGGGUCUUAAUAAAGAACUUGAAAUGGAGUUAGGUCGCAUUUCUUCUCGAAAUCUUGGUAGAGAUGACAGGAUCAUCGGUGAUCAUGGAAAGGAAGCCAGGUUUCCUUUUCUUGAUGAAGAUGUUGUUUCAUUCCUUAAUUCUCUGCCUGUCUCAGAAAAAGCUGAUUUGACUUUACCUCGAGGAAUUGGUGAGAAACUGAUUCUGCGCCUUGCAGCCAAAGAGCUGGGCCUGACAGCCUCAACUGUUCUGCCAAAAAGGGCAGUACAGUUUGGAUCUCGAAUUGCAAAACUAGAGAGCAACACUGAAAAAGCAUCUGACACAUGCAGCAGACUGAAGUUACCUGCAGAAGAUGAAUUAUAGAGCUGUAUCUUGAGAUGUUGCACUUACUCUAUGCACAAAGUCAGUAAAUCUUUCAAGUUUUCUAAGAA